Molecule: messenger RNA, 1223 nt
Organism: Nelumbo nucifera (sacred lotus)
Lineage: Eukaryota; Viridiplantae; Streptophyta; Magnoliopsida; Proteales; Nelumbonaceae
Product: peroxidase 3-like
Biological process (GO): response to oxidative stress; hydrogen peroxide catabolic process
Molecular function (GO): peroxidase activity; heme binding
Source: RefSeq, a predicted model, not a curated record
GUUCCCAUACAGUGCAGAGGCUCAGAGAGUGGGAAAUUCUUCCAAACUAGCUACAAUGGGAAACAUAGGUUGUUUUGGGAUUGUAAUUUUGGGUGUUUUGUGUUUGUUGGGUUCAGCACAAGCUGAUCUAAAGCUCGACUUUUAUGAUAAGAGCUGUCCAAAAGCUGAGAAGAUUGUACUAGAUUUUGUGAAUAAGCAUAUCCAUAAUGCUCCAUCCCUGGCAGCAGCUUUUAUAAGAAUGCACUUCCAUGACUGCUUUGUGAGGGGAUGUGAUGCAUCAGUGCUGCUCAAUUCCACUUCGACCAACCAAACUGCUGAAAAGAAUGCAAUCCCAAAUCAGACACUCCGAGGCUUUGACUUCAUUGACAGAGUAAAGAGCUUACUGGAAGCUGAGUGCCCGGGUGUAGUAUCUUGUGCUGAUAUCAUUGCCUUGGUUGCAAGAGACUCAAUUGUUGCCACAGGAGGACCCUCUUGGAAAGUUCCAACAGGACGAAGAGAUGGGGUUAUUUCAAAUGCAUCGGAGGCUUUAUCCCAAAUACCUGCUCCAACCAACAACUUCACCACCCUCCAGAAAAGGUUUUCUGAUAAAGGACUCGAUGUGAAAGAUCUUGUUCUGCUUUCUGGGGCCCAUACAAUUGGAAUCGCUCACUGUCCUGCAUUCAGCAACCGACUCUACAAUUUCACAGGUGUGGGUGAUCAAGAUCCUGCUCUAGAUAGCGAGUAUGCUGCAAAUCUAAAGGCAAAGAAGUGCAAGACACCUACAAACAAUACUACCAUAGUUGAGAUGGAUCCAGGCAGUUUCAGGACCUUUGAUCUUAGCUAUUACAAACUCCUACUCAAGAGACGGGGUCUAUUCGUGUCAGAUUCUGCACUGACCACAGACUCCACUUCAAGAUCUUUCAUCAACCAACUUCUCCAGGGAACACUUGAAAACUUCUACACGGAAUUCGCCAAGUCCAUGGAGAAGAUGGGUCAGAUUGACGUUAAGACUGGGUCUUCAGGUGAGAUUAGGAAGCAUUGUUCGGUUGUGAAUAGCUGAGCUUGGCUGAUCGGGGUAGCUUUGUUCUAAUCAAGCAACUCUGUGUCGUGUUCCUUCUUUGGAGUGAUGAAAAUGGGAUACAGCUUUGUAGAGUGGAGUUAAGUUGAAUGAUGAGAUCUUUUGUUUACUUAAUUGUCCUUGUGUGAUCUUACAAAGAAGAAUACGUGUUCUUGUUUGUCUACAA